AUGGGGUCAGACGUUUACAAAUUAGACAAACUGGCUGAUUAUUUAAUUCCAGAUACGUCAAUAAUUGCCAUUAAUUCACAUCUAAUCAAACCUAUAUAUAAGAAAGAAAUCAAAAAUCUAAAACAGUUAAAACUAAUAACUUAUACAUUGCCUGUGUUGUCACGUUACAAACAAACAGCCUUUAAUAAUCAAAGUUUGUUUAGUGAUGAGAUGAAAAGUUGUUAUGAAAUCAUGGAGCUUUGUGCGGUACAAAUAGUCACCCAAAUAGGUGCAAUUAUCAAUCAUACUUGGAAAUACGGAGAGAAUGCAUCUCAUGUUGCUGAACAAUUUGUGUUUUUGUUUGAUUCAAUAUUUCGUGGUGAUUUGCCUUUAGUUUCAAAAUUGACAAAUCAACAAAUUCGAUAUUUUUUACUUGAAAGCUUUAAUGAUUUAUAUUUACAUCAACAAAUCCAACUAAUUGUUUAUAGUAUAUUUCUUGGCCUAGAUAAAAUUGAAUUAAGAAAUAGCAUUAUUGAAAUGCUUGAACUUAAAUAUGGAUAUGAGAUUCCUGGGCAUUUGUUUGUUGUUGCAGUUUCCAGUCUAGGAUUACAACUUUAUCGAAAUGAAUUAGAAAGAAAUCAUGAACAUAAGAUACAAAAGUUGAAUAAAGUUUUCCGAUGGAAAAAAAUAGCUAAGGCACAAAGCAAGGAGACCCGAAGGUAG
Candida albicans SC5314 is the source of this 702-nucleotide messenger RNA. RefSeq lists its product as uncharacterized. NCBI's taxonomy places the organism in Eukaryota, Fungi, Ascomycota, Pichiomycetes, Serinales, Debaryomycetaceae. The record is from RefSeq and is a predicted model, not a curated record. The coding region runs from base 1 to 702 and encodes 233 amino acids. The transcript has a single exon.